Saccharomycodes ludwigii is the source of this 1338-nucleotide messenger RNA. RefSeq names its product Cst6p (gene CST6). NCBI's taxonomy places the organism in Eukaryota, Fungi, Ascomycota, Saccharomycetes, Saccharomycodales, Saccharomycodaceae. Gene Ontology annotation, biological process: regulation of transcription by RNA polymerase II. The transcript has a single exon. The record is from RefSeq and is a predicted model, not a curated record. Bases 1 to 1338 code for a protein of 445 amino acids. Gene Ontology annotation, molecular function: DNA-binding transcription factor activity, RNA polymerase II-specific; RNA polymerase II cis-regulatory region sequence-specific DNA binding.
AUGACACUUUCUAACAAUAACACAGGGAAGGAACAUCUUAAUAGUUCAACUCCUCCGCAGCCUUAUGUUAUAAAUGGUCAACAACAGCCACAAGUCCCACUACAACCUCAGUCACAGCACUUGAAAUAUAAUUAUAAUAAUGCAAAUUACAAUAAAAAUAACAAUAAUGGUUUAGCCAAUAAUCAUCAUGGGCUUUUAUCGCUGCAUGACUCGUUAUCAUCUUUAUACCAACCAUUUGGCAUAGAUGUUUCUCAUUUUCCAUUAACCAAUCCACCUAUUUUCCAAACUGGUAUGUUUGAGGAUGUAAGUAGAAAGGCAUAUGUUAAUGGUUCUAAUGCUGCCAUAAAGGGAGAGUUUAGCACUGCUGCUACUCGACAAUAUAAUAGUCCUGUUGCAAAUGCAGGUACACUUGCAUCUGAUAACGUGCAAUCUGGAAGUAAUAGUCUUGAAGGCAGCGAGGUUGUUAAUUUAGAUAACAAUAACAAUAUUACACCUACCUCCAUAGAAGGAAAUUCUUCAAAUAUUUUUAAGAAAGAAGAACAGGAUGAUAUCAACAUCCUUUAUAAUAUCAACAAUCUGGGCGCUGGUAAUACUAACAAUAAUACGAAUUCUAAUGAGCCUAAAUCCUCCGAAACUGAUAUCGAUAAAAGGUUUCCUUCGCUUAAUAGAUACCCUUUUCAGCGUAGAAUUAGUAUAUCUAAUGGUCAAAUAGGACAGUUGGGUGAAAAUCCAGAAUUAGUCGAUGAAUUAUACUACUUACAACCACCACCUUUACCGUCUCUAUAUCACGAUAAUACUGGUUAUACUAAUGCACAUGAUAAUAACAAUAAUACUAAUAAUGCUUCGUCAGUACAGAGAAGUGGUAGUAAUGUACCAUCUAUUUCAAACCGCAAUGGUGAGGUUGGCGUAUACACCAAUAUUAAUGGUAUCACAACUCAUGCUGAUGAUGGCGGUGCCCUUUCUAGCAUAAAUGGGAAUACUGUUAGUAAUAAUACUGAGACAUUUGAUAUUAAUAGUAAUACACCCAGUAAUAGUAGGGCAAAGACGUCUAAUAAUAAUAACACUAAUGAUAAUAAUAAUAAUACUGCACAUAAGUUAUCUGGCAUUGGAAGAAGAUCACAUCCUCCUUCUUCCGACUUAAUACCCGGUACUCCGGACUGGAAAAGAGCCAGAUUGUUGGAAAGGAAUAGAAUUGCUGCUAACAAAUGUAGACAGAGAAAAAAAGUACAACAGGAACAGUUUAUGAGGGACUAUGAAAGACUUAAAUAUGAGAAUAAAGAAUUGAAGAAAAGAAUUGAAGUUUUAGAUAACAUAAUCAAAGGUUUAUCAAAAAAUUAG